Messenger RNA from Marchantia polymorpha subsp. ruderalis, 2824 nucleotides. The record is from the annotation of a GenBank genome assembly. NCBI's taxonomy places the organism in Eukaryota, Viridiplantae, Streptophyta, Marchantiopsida, Marchantiales, Marchantiaceae.
AUUGCUGGUGAUAACGGAACUCAUGUCUGAGAACGCUGAGCUCGUUUCGGUGCCCGCUCCCUCCGACCGAGCUCCAACCAGUAGCUGUCCACUGCAGUUACAUUCGACUCCAUUUGGAGGUGAUGGGAGUUGAGGGAGGUACUGGGGCUGAGAUCACUUCAUACUCUGCUCAGGCGAUCGUUGUAUCCAAGUGAGGUGAAACAUGAAGCAAGUUGUGCCUGGGGAUUUCGUGUAUUUGCCACUCCUCUCACACCCAAUAACGUUUGUGAGCCGGGACGAGCAGAAUGUGUUCCAGAUCGAGCUCGUGGGAUCUAAGGUGGUGCGUGUUCUCUUUCGUCCUGCGAAUUGCAAGGAUCCAAGGUGGGAGCAGUGGGACUCGCCCGUCGCCUUCGAGGUGAAGCAUGACGAGCAGCGUCAGGUGGUGCUCGUUGCAGCUGCCGAGUUCCAUGUGCGCAUCAGCCAUGGGGCCGGAGGAAUCAGCUUGACUUGGACAGACGCCUCGAGCUCCACUGUUCUCGCAGAGGAUUUGCAGAGCAGGGCCUACGUCUACGAUGGGCACAGCGCUGGUGUGUACCAUUACAUGCGCAGGAAGGCAGACGAGGUUUAUUGUGGCCUCGGUGAGCGAACAGGCCAGCUCAAUCUGCACGGAAGGCGGUUCAGGUUGGAGGGCUUCGACGCCAUGGGCUACGACGCAGAGACCACCGAUCCCCUGUACAAACACUGCCCCUUCUACAUCACUUUGUCGAAGAAGUCCCGCAUCGCCUACGGCCUCUUCUACCAGAACAUGUCCAGGACUGUGCUGGACCUCGGGGCAGAAAUUGACGCUCUGAGAGGACCAUACCGGUACUACCAUGCUGAAUCUGGGCCUUUGGACUACUACAUGUGCUUAGGCCCGUCGGUGCAAACUGUGUUCGACGGUUUCGCAUUUCUCAUGGGCCGCCAGCGCAGCUUACCCCCUCGCUUCUCUCUGGGCUAUCUGGCCUCGUCCAUGGGCUAUGCAGAGGCGGACAAUGCACACGAAAGGCUUGCUUCGUUUCCUUCCGUGUGCCGAUCCAAUGGCAUUCCUUGUGAUGGACUGCAUCUGUCGUCUGGCUACACUGUGAGCCCUGCAUCCGGCGAAAGGUGUGUUUUCACAUGGAAUCGUAAGCGGUUUCCCGACCCGAAAUCUCUGGUGCACCACCUCAGAGCUCAUGGAAUUCAUGUCUUCGCCAACGUGAAGCCAUGGCUGCUGAAAUCUCACCCUCAGUACGGGGACUUGGAAGCCAGGAAGGGCUUCGUAUGGAGUGCAGAAACCGACUCACCGGCCAUAGUCAUGCAAUGGAGUGCUGGAGCUGCAACUUGUGCACCAGCUUCGUAUAUCGACUUCACCAGCACUGCUGGCUACAACUUCUGGAAGCAGUCUUUGAAAGAUCAGCUGCUGGAGUUAGGAGUGGAAGGUUGUUGGAACGACAACAACGAGUUCACCGUGACCGAUGACUCCAACACUUUUGCGAUGGAGGUUCUUCCAGAGGUGGAAGGUGGCAGGUGCGGGAGGUCCAAGCCUGCCAUACAGGUGGCAGGUCCGAUGCAGACUCUGCUCAUGGCGCAGUGCUCGUAUGAGGCUAUGAAAGAGUGGAAUCCACAGGCCAGGCCGUUUGUGAUAACUCGCUCGGCAACACCACGGAUUCACCAGUUCUGUGCACAGACUUGGUCUGGUGAUAAUUUCACAGACUGGAAGACGCUCAAAUUCAACAUCCCCAUGGGGCUCUCAGCUGGAAUUUCAGCGUUUCCCGGAGGAUAUGGGCACGAUGUUGGAGGCUUUGCAGGGCCAAAGCCGUCCCCGGAGCUGCUGCAGCGCUGGGUGCAGGCAGGAAUUCUCAACCCACGGUUCUGCAUCCACUCCUGGAACGACGAUGAGUCCGUGACAGAGCCUUGGAUGUACGAGUCCGCCAUAGCCGGCAUCAGGAGAUGCAUGCAGUUCCGCAUGCGCCUCAUUCCCUUCCUCUAUGGGCUCAUGGUUGAUUUUCAUCGCACAGCUCGCCCUCUCAUGCGCCCACUCUUCUGGCUCUUCCAGUUUGACGCCCAAACCUUUGAACGAGGAUUCGAGUACAUGCUCGGGGAAACCAUGUUGGUUGCCCCAGUCUUCGAAGAAGGAGCCUGCACCAGAACAUUUUACAUGCCCUUGCUCUCGCAAACAUCCUCAGCAACUGAAACCUCAAGCAUUCCUUCUGGAUGGUUCGACUUUCAGUCUGGCGAGUUCUAUCCUGCUGGAAGGGAGGUGACAGUGCAGUGUCCCCUCGAUGCAGUCCUCCCACCAGUCGUCAUCGUUCAAGGAGGUAUGGUCCCCUUGGGACGAUUCAUGCAUCAUGUGGGCGAAGUUCCUGAUGACGAAAGGCUUGUGCUCCUCUUCCCACCUCUAGUCUCCAGCAGCAGCAGCAGAAGCGAAGUGACCUUGUUUGAUGAUGAUGGUUUCAGUAUGAGAUACCAGGAGGAGGAUGAGUAUUCAGAGAUUGCAGUGUGGAUGGAGACGACUUCUGGCAGCCGGGAUGUCAAGGUUGGGCUGGAUGUAAUCCAUGCAGGGUACAGAGUAGCCUACAGCAAGGUUUGGGUAGUGGUGGCAACGCAGGAAUCGAAGCAGAGGAGGCUUGUCGUGAAUGGAGUCCCAAGCCCAGAGAGUAAGGUCGAUGCAGAAGACCGCACCAUGGUGGCCAUUCCACUCCAAGUGCCACAGAAUGUGAAUCCUUGAAGAGAAAACGCCCAAUCUACGGGCACCUUACCAUCAAUGAAAGUGCCAGCUGAUGCAGGAAAGGCCUGCACCUAGAUACAGCACGGGCCAACUCAACUC